This is a messenger RNA of Nannizzia gypsea CBS 118893, 456 nucleotides long. RefSeq lists its product as hypothetical. NCBI's taxonomy places the organism in Eukaryota, Fungi, Ascomycota, Eurotiomycetes, Onygenales, Arthrodermataceae. The transcript has 3 exons. The coding region runs from base 1 to 456 and encodes 151 amino acids. The record is from RefSeq and is a predicted model, not a curated record.
AUGAAUGCCGGAUCUCAAGCUCGGAUGGUGAAGAUAUGCUUCGCAUACUUCAGACCGCAAGGAACAGCCCUGGAUAUGCAGGAACACAGCAUGCAUAUGGUGGCGCAGACAGGGGACAUUACGGCGCUUAUUCGGUCUUUAUGGCUGCUGGAAGCUGGGCUUGGGGCUGUUGAUGGGAGAAUAACGAGUCCGCGUGUUGAGCUUUUUUCGGGGUGCAGCAAAUUGGCCACACUCAAUGAAGUGGCGAGAGUCUUAAAAGGGCCGAAGAGAGUCGAGAAUCAAGCAAACGAGGGACCGUUUGGAAUGCUGCAGAUGUUCCAGGCCGUCGCGUGUGGUCUGGUCCAGCACCCAGGGCCCCUGGUACACUGUCUUAUCUGUCCGACGCAGCAGGUAAAGAAAGCCCUAUAUUCACAACCAAGCCGGACUCGAGUAACAAACUGGAACCGAACCCGUUGA